Stylonychia lemnae is the source of this 1113-nucleotide messenger RNA. Lineage: Eukaryota; Ciliophora; Spirotrichea; Sporadotrichida; Oxytrichidae. The record is from the annotation of a GenBank genome assembly.
AUGAAUAAAAGUGUUGACGAAAAAGAGAUUUAAGUUAGACACAUUCUCCCAGAUAACGAGGAAAGAUCUGAUUAGAUCAAGCUAAAUUUUGAUGUUCAAGCCAAGUAAAAAUAUUCAAGAUCAACUCACUCUCCAGAGAGCAAGCGAAGAAAUGGGAGCACCUCAAACAAAAAUCAAAAUGAAGAGUAUAGAUUUGAGACACCCAAGUCAGUUAAGCGAUUAGGAUUAUCAAUCGUUGAUGUUGAACCUUCAGACGAUCCUUACUAUGGGUAUUUCAUCAGUAAUUACCUGCUAUGGGCUACACAAAUAGCAUCAUUAGUAGUUAUAUCAAUGCUUUUUAAGAGCUCAAACAUUACACCACAUGAAAUAGUCUAUGCCUAAGGUGCAGUUGUCACACUGACUUUAUUCUUUGUACUUUACUUUAGAGGUAUAUAUGUGCUAGACGUAGCAGCAAACCAAAGAACAAAUAUCAUUGUUAAAGGGUUUAUGUAUUUUGUAGCAAUUACGUUUCUAUAUGGAUCAAUGACAAGACUUAAUGAGCCUGCAGUGAUUUUUGUGAUAUUUUUCUGUGCCAAUAACAUCUCAUUAUUCUUUAUUGAGAAGCAUGAGAGAAGAAUGACUUUGAAUGUGUGGGUAAUGUCACUCAGUCUCAUACUGCUACUUUUGAUUUUCAUGACAUUACUUCAGCCUUUGAUUCUUAAUAAAGCUUCUUCCUCUUCAAAGGAUUUCACUCCAGUUGUUGCUUUUAUUAUUACAUUUAUAUCAGGCAUGAUAUUCUCUUUUAUACAAUCACAUCAUGUCCAUAGACAAGAACAGAGAAAUCUACUCCUCUAAAACUUUUACGGCAAUUGUAUAAGUGCUUGUUUUUCUCCAUUCUUUAUCUUGAGAGAAAUUAGUGAUAGAAAGAAAAUGACAAAGUAUGGCUUUAAUGAACUAAUUAUGCUCUCAAUUUUGUGCUUUAUAUCAGUGCUUAGCUAAAUCUAUUUCGAUAUCAAAGUCAAGGAAUACUACUCUUAUUUUGAAAAACUUCAAAAUAACAAAUAAGUAAUUGUUGUGAGACUGAGUAUGCUUUUAUUUUGUUACAUAUACUGCUUUAAAUAUUUCAUUAAUUGA